Molecule: messenger RNA, 950 nt
Organism: Drosophila gunungcola (fruit fly)
Lineage: Eukaryota; Metazoa; Arthropoda; Insecta; Diptera; Drosophilidae
Gene: Cpr65Eb
Product: pupal cuticle protein Edg-78E
Exons: 2
Coding region: 94-606 (170 amino acids)
Cellular component (GO): chitin-based extracellular matrix
Molecular function (GO): structural constituent of chitin-based larval cuticle
Source: RefSeq, a predicted model, not a curated record
GAGGUUACUGAGGCAUCAAACACAGCUUAGCUCUUAGGGUCAAACCAGCAAAUAAACCAUAAACCAAAUCUCAACAACUUAAGCCAGGCGAAAAUGUCGAAGAUCAGCGUCGUUGUACUUGUGGCCGUGUCCAUCCUGCUCGGAGUUAGGGCUCGUCCCUCGGAUUCCGCGGAUGCCCAUGCCGAGAUCCGGAGCUUCGUGAACGAGCUGAAGCAGGAGGACGGCAGCUACAACUACCAGUUCGAGACGUCUAACGGGAUUGCACAGCAGGAGCAGGGCGUGGGUGGCUACUACGCCAGCGGCUCCUCGCAGUACUACACUCCGGAGGGGCAGCUCAUCCAGCUGACCUACACGGCGGACGAGAACGGAUUCCAGCCGCAGGGCGAGCACCUGCCCACUCCGCCGCCCAUUCCAGAGGCCAUCCUGAAGUCCUUGGAGUGGAACCGCAACCACCCGGAGGAAACCGGAGAGUACGAGCACCACGACCAUCACAGUCACAGCCAUGGUCAUGGUCAGGAGCAGCAGGAGCAGGGCAAGCAAUAUCUGCAGCCAGCAGGAGCUUUGUUAGCGCCUGCGUCCGUGGGUCCCUACGACAGGAAGGUUUAGGCCAGCAUCAUCCCAUACAUACAUAGCAAUAGCAAUAGCAUCCGCAUCCAUCCUGUCCAGAUUGUCUCAUGUUCUGGGCUUGUCUGUUUGCCUAGUCAAAGCACCCAACAGGCAGUGCCCGUCAAACAGCAGAGACAACUACAUCUGGAGGCGUGGGCACACCCACUCACCCACUGUAUAUAUAGACCCUCAUACAUUAACAUCAACAUGCUCCCGGGCUGCUCGGAGGUCCUUCGUCCUUCGUCCUGUGCCCUCUGACCCGGCUCCUCUGCUGUCGGCUCGACUGACGUUGACAUUUAUUGCCAGAGAUAAUAAUAAUGUAAUAAAAGAAAAAUACAAUUUAA